GUUGCCUGCGCCCAGCUCUGGUAAGGUUAGUGUGUGUUAGGGCUGUAGGGACUCCCUUCUCACCCACACCGCGCACAGGAUACCUUGGACUGGAGAGAUUUACGGAGUAAGCCUGGUCAGACGGCCGGACAGGCAAAACUGCAACAUGCGCUCGCCACUGCUUGCUGCGUUACAGCCCCUCAGCGCACCUGGCACGUCGCUUGGCUCAAUUUUAACGCGCACACUUCUCUCUUUUUGUCUUUUUCGCACUCCACAUCAGGCUGGCAGCCUAGCGGGUCAAUGGGGACAAUACGGUGAGUGGCUGAUAACUGCGCCCGUCCCCGCGCACCGAGCAAUGGACUGCAGUUUUACUUGAAGAGAGGCACAUGGAGAACCCAGCCAAGUAUCUGUCAUCGGUGCAGGCGAUUGACUCUGUGCCGGCACCACUAGGAGAGAUCAUGUGGAACAGCACCGAAACAGAGGCAACAAACGACGGGGGAAAGGAUAUGGUGGUGCGUACGGUGACGGGCUGUCUGCUGUCCCUGCUCAUCCUAUGGACCCUGCUGGGGAACAUCAUGGUUUGCGCCGCUGUGUUACGCUUCAGGCACCUGCGGACCAAAGUCACCAACAUUUUCAUCGUGUCCCUGGCUCUGUCGGAUUUAUUCGUGGCCGUCUUGGUGAUGCCCUGGAAAGCUGUAGCAGAGGUGGCGGGAUAUUGGCCGUUUGGCACUUUUUGUAACGUCUGGGUCGCUUUUGACAUUAUGUGCUCCACAGCCUCCAUCCUCAACCUCUGCAUAAUCAGCGUGGAUAGAUACUGGGCCAUCUCGAGCCCCUUCCGCUACGAGAGGAAAAUGACCCAGCGUGUUGCCUUUGUUAUGAUUAGUGUCACUUGGACGUUGUCUGUGCUCAUUUCAUUCAUACCGGUCCAGCUAAACUGGCACAAAGCCAGCGCGGAAGACGCGGCUGGGACUCACAACUCUUCCACGAGCCGACAGAUAGAGGAGAACUGCGACUCCAGCCUGAGCAGAGAGUAUGCUAUAUCAUCCUCCUUGAUAAGUUUCUAUAUUCCCGUGGCAAUUAUGAUUGUGACUUACACUAGAAUAUACCGGAUUGCACAAAUACAGAUCAGAAGAAUCGCCUCCCUGGAGAGAGCGGCAGAACAUGCGCAAAGUUGCAGGACCAACAGAAUAGAGUGCCAACACCACAACACCUUGAAAACGUCGAUUAAACGGGAAACCAAAGUGUUCAAAACUCUGUCGGUGAUUAUGGGUGUCUUUGUGUGUUGCUGGUUACCUUUCUUCAUCUUAAACUGUAUGGUCCCGUUCUGUGAUAGACCGGCUACAGACCGGGACGCGGGUUUGCCGUGCGUCAGCGAGACCACUUUCGACGUCUUCGUGUGGUUCGGCUGGACCAACUCCUCCCUGAACCCCAUCAUUUACGCCUUCAACGCUGAGUUCCGGAAGGCCUUCGCCAGCCUACUGGGCUGUCGCAAUUUCUGCUCCAACACUCCAGUGGAAACUGUGAACAUCAGCAACGAGCUGGUCUCUUAUAAUCAAGACACCCUCAUCCACAAGGAAAUCGCGAACGCCUACGUCAACAUGAUCCCCAACGUGGUUGAAUGUAUUGAGCACGAAGAGACUUUUGACAGGAUUUCACAGUUUUCCCACAACAAUGAAAACGCCACCGACUCGGUUUGUGACUUGGAAGACUGCGAAGCAGACAUCAGUCUUGACAGGAUGUCACCGUUCACACCCAAUGGAUUACACUGACUCCAACUUUGUGUCUCCCCAUGCGUAAUUGGAUGUAUUGAUGAUAAUGCCAUCGUUUAUUCAGCUCCCACAAGCUCCUCGCCGCAGGGAGCCCACAGGUCAGCGUCCGUGGAGCUACUGAGCAGCGUCCCUCGCAGCUGAUGAGGGAUCUAGUGACUUGCUCAUGGACACGCCUGACUCUGUAGCCACCAGGCCACCCUGCCGCCGCUUUGCGUCAUACAGUAUAUGAGAUGUGAUGUUGUUGUCCUGUUCUGAAAAAAAAAAGUGAUGUGUAGGUGUUUAUUUACAUGACAAGUGACGUCUGUGUUCAUUUGUUCAAAGGUUCGGUGUAGUUGAAGCUGUUGUUUACUCGAAGGCGUUAUACGGGAGCGUCUCAUGUCCAUCCAUUUGGAGAGAGGAAAAAAUGUUUGUAGAGACUCACCUGAGGAAUCAUAACGGAAACCUUUCGCUGCUUACAAACCUCAUGUGUAUCCAGUGCCCGUCUUUCCACUGAGUAUGAAAACUGAGGGCAGCCUUACAGACAGUGCAAUCAAGAUAGUUCUACUCCAAUGCAGUCAUUUCAGCGCCUUAUAGCUUAUUCAAAGAAUAGCUUGGAGACAUGAAAGGAAUGUGUCGUAUGGAGUUUAAGUUACAUGAUGCCAAAAUGCAGUAUUAAAGUGUUUACCCACUGCACCCCCCGCCCCCAGCACACCUGCUCUGCACCUCAUGGACUAUAUGCAGUUUGUUUCAGGCUUUCAUGGCUGUAUGCUUUGUUGGCGCACAAAUCCAAAGCUGUAAACGCAUAAAAGUGAGCCUGUUUACACUGGAAAUCCUGAUCCAAAUCAAAGAAUUGUGAUUAGAAUGCCGCAGAGUCUUUUAACAGUCAAAACUGUUACUCUUUUCUGUGAUCUUUCAUUUCUCAUUGAGGCCAAAACGACUGAAUGGUUCUGCUUUAAUAACCACAGUCAGCUCUUACUGAACUAACAAGGAAAAGAAAAGAAAGAUUCAAGACUGUCCUGAAUGACCAAAGAUUCCAAGGAGUGAAUCAAUAACUCCGACACAAUAAGGCUACAGCGUUUUAUCAGCUAGAGGAAUUGUUGCUAUAGAAAGCCCAUGAAAACACGUGGAAGACACGUGAGGCCGCUGGGCCAUCACAACUGGAUGUCAUACAUCAUCUAUCCCACAUCUUUCUCUAUCUUUGUACUGUAAAGAUGACCUGAUCUGAAUGUAAACUACUGUCCUUUAAACAGUGAAGUGUGUCAUCAUUUGUCUAAUAAAAAUUCCGUCAUGCUAAGAGGAACAGAGUGCUCUGGUAUCUUCCUGGAGGUGACAUUAGUGUUUAUGGGUUUCAUAAAUGGACAAACCUUUAGUUGAACUUUCAUUUUUCUGUACUCAGUAGUGAUUUUAAACUCAUGCAUGUCCACCUCUGACCCGUCUUCUCUUUAAAGUUUUUGUUUUGCCAUUUUCUGUCCCUUGGACAGUUUCGACAGCAAAGAGUGAUGGAACAGGUUGGCAGAGAAACAAAGAGUGAAGAGUGACAUGCAACAGAGGUCCCCAGCGGACUCAAACUGGGGACAUUGUGGUUACGUGGUGUGCAUCUUAUAGGCUGCUGCUCCUCCAGGACAUUUCCUCAGAUUGACCUGUCUUCUACAGGUUCAGACAGCUGAUACAUAUCCCCUGGCAGAGGCAGUGAGACUUGAAUCCUGCUGAUAAAAGUGGCACCAUUUUGUAUGUAUUCAAAGUAAUAAAAAGGGAGCAAAGCACACCCUGAAGAAGCAGCUCUGCUGUUCUAUUCUUGGACAGUAGUCACACUUGUUGUUUUCCUACUAAUGUCAAUAUUUCACAUAGAAAGUCUCCCCUUGUACCAGUACUUACCAGUACCAGUGCACAAACACAAUACCUCUGUACUCACUCACUCACUUACUCUGUACUCAGUCUUUCUGCCAAUAAAACACACUGUGUUCAAAUCCCUUCACUGUUUGCAUCUUAUAUCGUGGUAAAAUAUAAGAUAAAAUAAAAUAUAAAAUAUGCAGCUUUUUAUGUGAAUAAAUGCAGAACUAUUAAAAUGAAUACAUUUAUGUCAACCUAUAUGUUCUAAUGUUAUCGUUAGCUUGAAUUGUAUUCUGUAUUCUGGCUACUUCACCCUCAGGCUCAUACUUUCAAAGGUGGAGAUGAGUGACAUGUAUUGGGCAAACUGAUGUGAGAAGAAGGCAGAAUUAACUAUUCAGAUCCUGUCUGAGAGCAAAAACAUGCACAUUAAAGUUGUAUAGAAUAAAGAAAAAUAAAG
This is a messenger RNA of Larimichthys crocea (large yellow croaker), 4014 nucleotides long. RefSeq names its product dopamine receptor D5a (gene drd5a). NCBI's taxonomy places the organism in Eukaryota, Metazoa, Chordata, Actinopteri, Sciaenidae. Gene Ontology annotation, cellular component: plasma membrane. The transcript has a single exon. The coding region runs from base 366 to 1748 and encodes 460 amino acids. Gene Ontology annotation, molecular function: G protein-coupled receptor activity; dopamine neurotransmitter receptor activity, coupled via Gs. The record is from RefSeq and is a predicted model, not a curated record. Gene Ontology annotation, biological process: G protein-coupled dopamine receptor signaling pathway; positive regulation of MAPK cascade; adenylate cyclase-activating adrenergic receptor signaling pathway.